Messenger RNA from Kwoniella mangroviensis CBS 8507, 798 nucleotides. RefSeq lists its product as uncharacterized. NCBI's taxonomy places the organism in Eukaryota, Fungi, Basidiomycota, Tremellomycetes, Tremellales, Cryptococcaceae. The transcript has a single exon. The coding region runs from base 1 to 798 and encodes 265 amino acids. The record is from RefSeq and is a predicted model, not a curated record.
AUGCACUUUACAACCAUCUCUUUUCUUACCCUUCUCCCACUCUCUACCAUCUUUGCACUUCCUACACCUCCCCAUCCUCGAGAGGUAGACGACGAUGCCAAGAUCAACGCUAUCGGUAGAGCAAUCGGUGCUAUCGGUAUUACUCAAGACCCCUCAACUACCUCAUACACCCCUUCCCUAUCUGAAGUAGGUAUCAAUGCGAUCGGUCGAGCUAUCGCUGUCAUUUCUGUCGAACCACCCUCUUCUUCCAGCACCUCAAAAGGAGUAGGUAUCAAUGCCAUUGGACGAGCCAUCGGUAUAGUCCCUAGCUCUAGUCCUACCCCAAUCCCCGAAGUCGGACCCAACGCAAUUGGCAGAGCCAUCGCUGUUCUCCCUGCACCAAGCUCAAAGGUCACGAUCGAAGCUAUCGGUCGAGCUAUCGCCAUCUCACCUUCCGAAGCGGUCAAGCCCAACGCGAUUGGAAGAGCUAUCGCUGCCGUCACAUCUGAAGCUGAAGAAGGAUCGACCAACGUACCUACACCCACAGUCGGAAUCAACGCUAUCGGAAGAGCUAUUGGUGUUGUUGCAGUAGAACCCUCCAGCGUUGGAGUAGACGCAAUUGGAAAAAGAGCUAUUGCUGCUAUUGGCGUUCAACCUUCAGGUGUUACGGUGGAUGCAAUUGGUAGGAGGGCUGUAGCUACUGUUAGUACGCAUCUCACUGGUGUGAAGGUGUAUGCGAUUGGAAGAAGAGCGAUAGCUGCUGUAGGAGGAGUAGGUGUAGAUGAAGCCACUAUGGGGGUGAAUGCCAUUGGUAAAUGA